AGAACAUCGCAUCUUCACAAAAAGAAACAAAGUCUGCUUCUUCAAGAUGGAGGUGGCAAGUGUGCCACAGUUUCUUAGGGGAAAGACGAUGUUGGUGACCGGUGCAGCAGGCUUCCUAGCAAAAGUAUUUGUGGAGAAGGUGUUGAGGAUUCAAUCAGAUUUGAAGAAAUUGUAUCUUCUUCUCAGAGCUUCUGACUCUGAGGCAGCCACACAACGCUUGCACGACGAGAUCAUAAGGAAGGACUUGUUUAGAGUUCUACGAGAUAAGUGGGGUGCAGAUUUUGAAUCUCUGAUAGCAGAGAAGGUAGUUCCUGUUGCCGGAGACGUUUCUCUUGCCAAUUUGGGUAUUAAAGAUGCGAGUCUUGAAAAGAUGUGGGAAGAAAUCGACAUUAUUGCUAACUUUGCCGCAAAUACCAACUUUGAUGAAAGAUAUGACAUCGCCAUGGAGAUUAAUACAAUGGGGGCUUUACAUGUGUUGAACUUUGCAAGGAGCUGCCAUAAGAUACAGGUUUUUCUUCACGUAUCAACUGCUUACGUUUGUGGAGAGCCUGAGGAAAGAGAACUGAUUAAAGAGGAACCAUUCCGGAUGGGUGAAUCCCUAAAAGAGGGCUUCAGAGCAUUAGACAUUCACGCGGAAAGGAAUUUGGUGCAGAAAACAAUUGAACAGCUCAGAUCAAAAUAUACUGGCAACGAUGUGGCCAUUACAUCUGCCAUGAAAGAUUUUGGAAUCAAGAGAGCAAACUUGUAUGGAUGGCCAAACACUUAUGUAUUCACAAAAGCAAUGGGAGAGAUGCUUCUGUCACGAUAUAAAUGUGAGAUUCCGUUAAUUAUUAUUCGCCCUACCAUGAUCACAAGUACCUACAAGGAACCCUUCCCUGGUUGGAUUGAAGGUUUGAGAACACUUGAUGCCGUAGUUGGUGGCUAUGGCAAAGGAAAAAUAGCAUGCUUUCUUGGUCAUCCUCAGACAAUUUUAGAUGCGAUACCAGCGGAUAUGGUGACAAAUUGUAUUCUGGCGGCAAUGGCAAUUCACUCGAACAAAUACAUAUACCAUGUUAGCUCAUCAUUAAGAAAUUCUCUCACAAUUUCUCGUCUCCAUGAUAAUUCGUAUCUUUAUUUCAAAAACAAACCCUUUACUGACACAAGUGGAAAGCCAACCAUCAUAUCCAAGGGACUCAUUUUGUCAAGUAUGGCUAGUUUCCAUGCUUACAUGUUGAUUCGAUUUGUGCUCCCACUUAAGGCACUGUAUCUGGUGAACCAAGUGUUUUGCCAGAGCUUCCGAGACUUUUAUAAUCGAAACGACAGGAAAGUAAAAAUUGUGAUACGAAUCGUUCAACUCUACAAACCCUAUGUGUUUUUCAAGGCAUUGUUUGACGACACGAACACAGAAGAAUUGCGGGAAAAAGCAAAGAUGGUAAAGGAUGAUGGGUUUGACUUGGGGUUUGAUCCCAAAAGCAUAGAUUGGACUGACUAUUUGAUGAAUGUACACAUUCCCGGCCUCGUCAACUACGCUAUGAAUUCAUCUCCCAAAUUGCCCAGACACGGAUGAAGCUGUUAGGGGGGGGGCAAUUAAUGAUAUAUUUGACGAACUAAUUAAUUAACUGAAAAAUCCCAGAAGUGUAUGAUUUACCCAUGAACUCGAUCUUUAAUAUGGAAAAUAACCGGUCAAGUUUGC
Molecule: messenger RNA, 1672 nt
Organism: Prosopis cineraria
Lineage: Eukaryota; Viridiplantae; Streptophyta; Magnoliopsida; Fabales; Fabaceae
Product: fatty acyl-CoA reductase 1-like
Exons: 10
Coding region: 47-1546 (499 amino acids)
Biological process (GO): suberin biosynthetic process; long-chain fatty-acyl-CoA metabolic process
Cellular component (GO): intracellular membrane-bounded organelle
Molecular function (GO): alcohol-forming very long-chain fatty acyl-CoA reductase (NADP+) activity
Source: RefSeq, a predicted model, not a curated record